Molecule: messenger RNA, 1701 nt
Organism: Brassica napus (rape)
Lineage: Eukaryota; Viridiplantae; Streptophyta; Magnoliopsida; Brassicales; Brassicaceae
Exons: 2
Coding region: 1-1701 (566 amino acids)
Molecular function (GO): nucleic acid binding; RNA-DNA hybrid ribonuclease activity
Source: RefSeq, a predicted model, not a curated record
AUGAAAGUAGUCAGGAAAUAUGGUAAAGCUUAUGGCCAAUGUAUCAACUUCGAGAAGUCGUCCUUACUCUUUGGUAAGCGGAUUAAUGCAAAUACCAGGCAAGAGAUCAAAGAUGCAAUGGGUAUACAAAACGAAGGAGGGAUGGGAACCUACUUAGGUAUCCCGGAAGAUAUAAGUGGAUCCAAGUGCAAAUUGUUUGCAUUCCUCAAGGACAAGUUAAUGCACAGGGUAAAUGGAUGGACGGGUAGGUGGCUUUCAAAAGGUGGGAAGGAAGUUCUGAUAAAAUCUAUUCUGCUAGCUCUUCCGACUUAUGUCAUGUCUACUUUCCUGCUCCCUUUAGAGAUAUGUGAAAACCUAGCUAGUGCCAUCGCACGGUUCUGGUGGAGUUCAAAUCCACCAAAGAGAGGAAUUCACUGGGCGAAAUGGGAAAAAGUUUGCCUACCAAGGGAGGUACACCAGAAAUGCAUCCUAACGAUCCGUGUGGAAAUGGUAAAGGUGUGGGAGGAUCCGUGGAUCCCAACGAUCCCAGCGAGGCCGGCUGUCCCUGUGGCACCAGUAAUGCAUCCUAACAUGAGAGUAAGCGAUCUCAUUGAUCAGAUAGGGAAGGAUUGGGAUGUUGGAUUAUUGGAGAAUUAUGUAAAUCCCGAGGACAUACCGCUUAUAAGGAGUUUGGCCAUCAGUUCAUCUCACCGGCGCGAUACUUUUUGCUGGAGCUACACAAGGAAUGGCCAAUACUCGGUUAAAUCUGGAUAUUGGGUGGCCCAGAAUUUAUUGAAGACGGCGGAAGCACAUGAGAUAUUGGAACCGAGUAUUACCAAGCUUCAAGCUUUUGCUUGGAAGUUAAAAGCGCCUACGAAAAUAUGUCAUCUUAUUUGGCAGUUAUUGACUGGGCAUGUUGCAGUAACAAGGAAUUUAGCAAGACGUAAUAUGCGAUGUGAUAACUACUGCCCAAGAUGCGGAGAUUUGGAUGAAUCAGUCACACAUGCUAUCUUUGAAUGCCCGCCAGCGCUACAAGCUUGGACCUUAUCGACAACCCCAACAAGCCCUGAGGUAUUUCCACUACCAAGUGUCUACGCCAAUAUGGACUACCUAUUCUGGAGAAAAAACUCUAUUAUUGAGCUGGAACAAGACAAAGAUCCUUUUCCCUGGAUAAUUUGGUAUAUCUGGAAAGCUAGGAAUGAUAAACUAUUCAAGGGGAUAGAUAGAGAUCCUUUGGAGUUAGUCCGCUAUGCAGAGAGUGAAUGUCAGGCCUGGUUUGCUGCGAACGAUGUGGCACAACCUAUGGUACAAGAGACUAAUAUAGAGAACCCUCAAGUCAUAAGCUUGGGUAAUAUUUGCUUGCUGGAUGGAUCUUGGACAACAUCUGCCAACUUCAGUGGACUUGGAUGGGUUUGGAUGAACAAUACAGGAAAUACUCAGCUCAUGGGGAUGAAGAAUCUUCCUCGACGUGAAUCAGCCUUGCAUUCGGAAGUAGAAGCGCUACGGUGGGCAAUGGAGAAUAUGCUACAGCACUCAACAUGCCAGCGCUUUGGGACGGAUUGUAAGGAGCUGAUCGCAAUGUUAGAUGAUCCUCAUGCGUGGCCUAGCUUUGCGACGGAAUUGGAGAGGAUAGAGACGCUACGGAUAUUCUUCCCGGAGUUUAGCAUCACUCAUCUGUUUGUUGUCAUAGUGAAUGGUGAUAUAGUUCUGAUCUCAAGAUGA